Molecule: messenger RNA, 888 nt
Organism: Adineta ricciae
Lineage: Eukaryota; Metazoa; Rotifera; Eurotatoria; Adinetida; Adinetidae
Source: the annotation of a GenBank genome assembly
AUGGUAAUUUGUAUUAUUUAUAUGGUUUUGUUGCGUCGUCGUUCGUCACGCGUUUUACUCACUGCGUUCGACAUUACGACAUUCAUCAGGAAAAUUCAAGUAAAUACAACUUCUCCUCAUCGAAUUCCUCGCAUUAUUCAUCAAACGUGGAAAACCAAGCAAGUGCCAAAACAUUGGAAAGAGACAGUUCGAACAGUACGCACGUUAAACGCACCUCACUUCGAAUAUCGUCUGUGGACGGAUGAAGACAUACAUGCAUUCGUUCGGCAAGAAGAACCAUAUCUUUAUAACCACACUUUUCUCAAGUAUCCACUCGAUAUCCAACGCAUCGAUGCUUUCCGUUAUAUUGUUUUGCAUCGUCUCGGCGGAAUCUAUAUCGAUAUGGAUAAUGGAUGUAUCCAACCGUUCGAUACUCUACUUAAUGUGCUAGAAAUGGUUGAUGCACAAUCGGCUCAUCUCGCUGCUUUCCCUCGGACAAGUCCGGUCGGUAUUUCCAAUGGUUUCAUGAUAGCAACGAAAGGUCAUCCUUUAUUCAAAACUCUCGUUUCACAUCUCUCACUUUUCAAUCAUAAUUAUCUCGUGGAUUAUCUAACAGUGAUGUUGACAACGGGUCCAUUGUAUCUUUCAGUCAACGAAUUUUAUUUUGAUAAGUCAAUCGAACCAUCAGCGGUGCGUAUUCUUGAUGAAACUGUGUACUCAUCGUUGUACACGUGGCAUACGCCAGGUAAUUCAUGGCAUGGACGAGACGCUCGCGCAAUUUUGUUCAUUUAUCAUUCGUUCAGAAAAUAUUCGCCUUUCAGGUUUUAUCAAUGCUUACUUUUUCUAAUCGUUCUUGUUGCAAUCAUACUAUACCGUCGUCGCUAUCGACGACGAAGACAAUUGUUUUAG